Acanthosepion pharaonis is the source of this 639-nucleotide messenger RNA. NCBI's taxonomy places the organism in Eukaryota, Metazoa, Mollusca, Cephalopoda, Sepiida, Sepiidae. The record is from the annotation of a GenBank genome assembly.
AUGUAUAUCUAUCUAUCUAUCUUUCAUCUAUCUAUCUAUCUAUCUAUCUAUCUAUCUAUAUAUAUAUAUAUAUAUAUAUAUAUAUCUACUAAAAUAUUAUUACUUGCUAUUGGUACUUUCAUCGGUGAUGGUGAUGGUGGGAGCGGCGUUCUUAUACGACGUCCUGUCUGUCAAAAGAGUAAACUUUAUGAAACACCAGCUGAAAAGAACAAAACCAGCGAUCGACACACCAAUUUCCAGGCAUUUGUUCGUUUCGUUGUUGUUGAUAUAGCCAGGAUGCGAAAGGAAUCUAUCUUAUUCUCUCUCUUCCUUCUUUACCUUUUUUUUUUCUCUCUCGUUCUGUUUAGGUUCCGUAUUCCCUCAACUAGUCUGUAUUUCAUUCCUUUCACUAGUCCGUAUUCCAUUUCCUCUAAUACUCCGUAUUCCAUUCCCUCGACUAGUCCGUAUUCCAUUUCCUUCACUAGUCCGUAUUUCAUUGCCUUCACUAGUCCGUAUUCCAUUCCCCCGACUAGUCCGUAUUCCAUUCGCUUCUCUAGUCCGUAUUCCAUUCGCUUCUCUAGUCCGUAUUCCAUUCGCUUCUCUAGUCCGUAUUCCAUUCCUUUCUCUAGUCCCCCGAAAAGUCCCUAUUACAUUCCUUAG